AUGAGAUCCACAGGCUAUUUAUUGUUUCUGCUAAGCAUAAUUGCUUCAGCCGUGGCGUUGCAUUUUGAGAUCGAUGCCGUUGAAGAGACAAGACCUCCAAUGUGUAUACGUGACUUCGUGAGCGAAGGUCAAUUGGUUGUUGUCAACAUUCAUUCAUCAGGUUCAGUUGGUGAUGGUCAAGUGCUAAAUUUCAACAUUCGUGACAGUGUUGGUAAUGAAUACCGUAAAAAGAAAGAUUUUGCUGGUAAUGUUAGAGUUGCUUUCACUGCCCACUCUUCAGCUGCUUUUGAUGUCUGUUUCCAAAAUGUUUUACAACAAAGAGGUAGAAAAUUAUCAAGAGAACUUGAAGUUGAUAUAGAAGCUGGUUCAGCUGCUAGAGAUUGGAAUGCUAUCCAAGCUGCUGAAAAAUUGAAACCAGUUGAAGUUGAAUUGAGAAAAGUUGAAGAAUUAACUGAUGAAAUCGUCGGUGAAUUAGAAUAUUUGAAAGCUAGAGAGGAAAGAUUAAGAGAUACCAAUGAAUCCACAAACAGAAGAGUCAGAAACUUUUCUAUAGUCAUAAUUAUUGCUUUAAUCAGUUUAGGGGGAUGGCAAAUUCGUUACUUGGGUAAUUAUUUCAAAGCCAAACAUAUCAUUUGA
Hansenula anomala is the source of this 636-nucleotide messenger RNA. It is a transcript of the gene ERV25, whose product is annotated as Erv25p. Gene Ontology annotation, biological process: intracellular protein transport; Golgi organization; endoplasmic reticulum to Golgi vesicle-mediated transport. The transcript has a single exon. Gene Ontology annotation, cellular component: endoplasmic reticulum-Golgi intermediate compartment; endoplasmic reticulum; COPII-coated ER to Golgi transport vesicle. Lineage: Eukaryota; Fungi; Ascomycota; Saccharomycetes; Phaffomycetales; Wickerhamomycetaceae. The record is from RefSeq and is a predicted model, not a curated record. The coding region runs from base 1 to 636 and encodes 211 amino acids.